Brassicogethes aeneus is the source of this 5674-nucleotide messenger RNA. Lineage: Eukaryota; Metazoa; Arthropoda; Insecta; Coleoptera; Nitidulidae. The record is from the annotation of a GenBank genome assembly.
AAAUAUAUAUGAACCGCGACACCCCUUAAUGCCAUUGUACGAUGCGUUUUGAGGUUAUGGUGCGUUUUGACAACUUAAAAAAAUAUUCUUCUUAAAAUGCACCAAAAUGUACAUUUCGUGAUAUUUAACUAAUAAACGGUGCGAAAAACAUACAAAAUGAGUUCCAAGGAGAAAGAUGGCAAAAAUUUGACUGAAAAAUUGAAGGAUUUCUUCAAAAAAUCCAAAAACCAUGCGUAUUCCGGCGGAAAAGAAUAUCAAUUCCCCGAAGAAAAACUAAAAGAUCUAUCCAAAGAAUCCCACAUAACUAAGCGAUUGAACACUCUUAAAGAUUUGCAUGUCGUAAUAUGUGAAAGAAAACUCGAGAGUCAAAGUAUUGCCUGCCUCUGGUCAGCUGUAAAAGACUUAUUUGGUAGAGACUAUUCAUCUGAAAUUCGACACGUGGCAUUUUCUUUCCUCCAAAACUUAAUCAAAGGACAAAAUGAUAGAUUGCAAUUAAUGAGAGCACAGUUUUUUAAGUUUAUUAAAACUCAUGAUAAUCCUGAGGAUGUCGGACAAAGAUUGGAAUUGUUAAAUUGUUUAACAACUAAUGGUAAAAAUAUUGAGUACUUUGAAGAAGAGGUGGGACCUUUUUUGUUGAAUUGGUUUCCUGAUAUUACUCGUGCUGGCAAAAUAUUGGAGUAUUUAACUGUUAUUGAUAAUGUUGUUAGGUACAAUGCAGCUUAUAUGAGUGAGGAUGUUAUUUCAGGAUUUAUACAGCACAUUUGCGUUCUGUGUUGCUGCACGAGUAAAUGCGACACCAUAAUGGCAUGUUUAAAAAUUAUGUCUACUGUCGUCGCAUACAGUAACAUGUCGCCCGAAUCGUUACCGAAAUUUAUAGGGGCCCUGUGCAGGACUGUAACGGUAGAAAACUAUUGCAAAGAGUGCUGGAAGACAAUGAAAAACCUUCUUGGAACGCAUAUGGGUCAUUCUGCUUUGUACACCAUGUGCAGAAUAUUGCAGGAACCCAGUUUGCAAAGUGAAGUGGACUUACUUUGGGGGGCUGUUUUUUACAUACACAUGGCUCUGUGGGGGUCCAGACCCCUGACCAACUUACACUGUCCACCAAGUUCGGUGCUGCCAUCUUUCUUGCAGGCAAUCAAAAGUAAUCACCCUUCUGUGGCAUAUGAAGUUAUUGUUGGAAUUGAUUAUUUGGUUAACAAGUAUGGAUAUGAAUUACAGGACCCUGCUUGGUCUAUUAUAUUGGAAAUAAUUUUGUACACCGCCAAGCUUAUAGAAACUUCUCCAAAUAACUCUCCGAAUCAAUUGGCGCCCUAUCUACACAAAACCAUCAACAUAAUAGAAAUAUUAAUAGAUCAAGGCAAAUUUAAUGGUUCCAUACCACAAUUUUAUUCUGUUCUGGAAGAAUGCGCUUCAGAGAGGCCAGAAUCCAGCGUUCUAAAAUUAAUUACGUAUUUUUCGAGAAGUAUAAGUCCCACCGAGUAUCUCUGGUUGGAAAAUCUGGAUUAUGUAAUGAACAAAUACUUUAGACCGGAUGUUAAAACCAAAGUCCGAUUGAAAGUUUUGGAUUUGUUAAGCGAUGUCAUACAACUCCAUGGUAUGCAAUAUGAAGAAGAAUUGAUAGACCAGAUAGUGGUACCACACAUGAAAGAUAUAGAAAUGGAUUUAGAUGUUCAAGUAAGAACUUCAGUGUCUGAAUUAAUUGUUAAUCUUUGCUUGGACUGCGAAUCAAAAAAAUGUCUUGAACUGCUGAAUAUUCUAGACAAGCUGUUAAUGCGCCCAUUUAACCAACCAGGAGACAUGGUUACGUCUGAUUUAGAUUUAAAAGAUUGCGCAGCUCUAAUAGAUGGUCUGAUACGUUUAUUUACCAGUAAAAUACAUAAACUACCAUCAUCUAUACCUUUAAAGGUCUAUGAUAUGCUGGUGAACUUUCUGGUUUUGCAUUAUAAUAAGCCUAAAGUUUUUGGUCAAGCAUACUUAUGCAGAUAUAUGAUAUUCAACUGUUUCCUAAAAAUGAGAGCCAACUCUCACUACCUCCUAGGUCACGUCGACAACAAUGGCAAACAAAGAUUUAGUUCGUACAUGCGCGUUUGGUAUCCGAACAACUUAUAUGACGGCACGAAUAGUUCUCCAAACCACACGCCGCCUGUUGUUGCGGAACAAAACAAUUGCAUUAUAACCAACGUGAAGCUUAAACCGGCUUUUAAAGCUUUCGUUACGUGUUUGAGAUACGAUAAGGAUUGGAACGUGUUGAGUUUGGUGCUGAACGAGAUGCCUAAAGCUUUGCAGAAUAAGUGUUUGAUACUUUCUAGGCAGGGUAACUCGGAUAUAUACUUGCUUGUCGAUGUCCUCUGUAAUAUGAUUUCCGAUAGAAACAUGAAUCUUCCCGAAUCUUUAAACGUGAAAGUGAACAAAGCGGAUUUUCAAGCAUUGGUCUUGCAAGUUUUGGUUAACAUGGCUUCGUAUCAUUCGUGCUUGGAAUCGACGCAUCAACAAAAAAUGAUUCGCUGUCUUAUGCGUUGCAUACAAACCGUGCCGAGGGGUUCGAACCCUUGCAUUUCUGCUCUUACCAUUUGCACGUUGGAAAUGCGCGAAGUUAUGGUGAAGUUACUACCCGAAGUUCUGCUGAACUUAUCGAAAAUAUCCGCUACUGUUUAUAUUGCAAUUCCAGUGUUGGAGUUUUUGUCGACUUUGACUCAACUUCCGAUGGUGUUCGCGAAUUUCGUGGCUGACCAAUAUAUGGCGGUGUUUGCUAUUUCGUUGCCGUACACGAAUCCUUUCAAGUACGACCAUUACACAGUGUCACUUGCUCACCACGUGAUCGCCGUGUGGUUUUUGAAGUGCAGGCUGCCUUUUAGAAGGGACUUCGUUAAGUUCAUUACUAAUGGUCUCCAAACCAACGUUCUCGUACCGUUCGAAGAGACAAGCUUGAAAACCGCAGAACUGAGCAACCUGAACGAGGACAGCUCCGAUCGAAAACGAAGCGCCAGCUUGACGGAACACAGCUCUCGCAGGAGAACGCAAACCAUGCCCGUGGGAACCACCAACAAACCGGGCCCCAAUUUCCACAGACCCACCGCCAUAGACAGGACCGACAAGAAUCGCGUCACUUUCUACGAGGAACUCACCGAGACUUGCAUCGACUUGAUGGCGCGUUACGCGUUUUCGCCCUGCAGCGCUCUACCGAGAAGGUUACCGACAGCAGAGUUUCUUUUAAACGGCGGCCAAAGCGAGUGUUGGCUCAUUGGAAACAAGCUGGUUACUGUGACAACUUCAGGGUGUUCCCAAAAAGUGCUGAAGCACGGUUUGUGCGACAAAUGCUGGACCCUGUGCAACGAUUGCAACAAAAACGACAGCCUGAGGACUGCAAGAAGUGGCAGCAAUGAGCAGCAGGAUAGCAGCUGGGUAACCAGACAAAAUUCAAACGACAAAUCUUCAGUGAACUCCCCAAUAGACGAUUCAAAAAAAGUCGGUGAUAGUAAGUUGGAGCUACUUUCAACUAAACUCCAGCAAUUGGUAAAAAAUGAUGGUAAAAACGAGAAGCCUAAUUGUGCUUGCUGGUGUCAAGGUUGGGCAGAAAUAUACGUUAGACGCCCUACGGGAGAUAUGUCCUGGGUAAUGCGCAUACAAAAUCAAACAUCGUUUCAACAAUCGAUGUACGAGUUUCCCUUGAACGAGAUUUCGACGUUGUUUAUGCCAUCUUUGAAUUUGAACGUCCCGGUACUACAAAGGCAAAACACUUCCGAGGAGGCCAGUAACUUUGAUGAUGAUGUUCAGCAACCCACAAGAGAAAACGUGCCGAUGAGCAACCCCAUUAGCGUACCGGACUCUCCCUCCAAAAAUUCCCCAUCGAGGCAAAAUUCUCGAGACAGCGUCGACGACGACCUGGAAUGCUACGUCUACGAUGACGGCACCAAAUCUAGAAAUCCGGUGAGGAGGUCGAACUCCAGCCCGGAAAUGUCGGCGAACUGGAAGAAUCCCUUCUUGCGCGAAAUCGACAACGACAAUAAGGGGGACAUGGAGGAGAAUGUAAAGAAAAACAAAAUGUACUCGAAGGAUAUGAGGGUCAGUUGCGAGGCUAUACCCGAAGAAAUGGGAGGAACAGGUACAACUCCUCCCUCCAACGAACCAAUCCAAGUAGUCUCCCACCACCCCUCGCUCUUAACCAGCAUCAGCUAUCCCGGCUCCUCCCCUCCCCCCAAAGAUAUCAUAGACCAAAAACCCUAUAAGACCGUUCCCCCCUCCCCCAACGUGGCGUCAGCAGGUAACCAGGCGCCCCCAGAUUUUCACAAGAUCGCGCUUAAAACGUUCAAAACCUCCUCCUCCUCCUCUUCCAGUCAGGAGAAAUCGAUCGAGAGGCCCAAUAACUUGCCGAGUUUCAACUUAACGCCGCUGAGCGCGAAACCGCCUCAAAGUCCCACGCAAACUUCUCCAAGAUUGGCCAGGCAUAUCAUCAAAGAUAAAGAUGGUCACGAAAUCCAGAAGAGCUCGUCGUCCUCGAUCCUCGAGAAAAACUCCAUAACGCAGGCGAAAGACCGCGCGAAGGAGCGCAAAAGCAGCGGCAGCAUCGAGCGGCUCGCCUCGACGGACCCCAACCAGACGUCGAAGCGCGAGCGCACCAACACGAUCGCGGUGUCGAGCCCGGCGACGCGCAAGCCGCGCGCCGAGCCGAGCAGCCGGCAGAACUCCGCCGCGCGGACGAAGGAGGCGCCGAAGAACGGCAUCAACCCGAGCUUCGUGUUCCUGCAGCUGUACCACGCCGCCUACUUCGGCAACGACAACGAGCGCCCGCUGCUGAUCGGCUCCGGCGAGCCGGUGAAGCGCGCCGUGAGGAUACUCGACUCGAUCCCGCCCUACGAGACGCACAAGAUCGGCGUGCUGUACAUAAAACAGGACCAGGUGAACAACGAGGUCGAGAUUUUGAAGAACCGCUUCGGUUCGCUGCGCUACGUCGAUUUCCUGCAAAACCUGGGCACUCUGAUCAAGUUGGCCGACGUCGAUCCGCAGGUGUUUUUCUUGGGCGGCCUCGAGCAAUCCGGCAACGACGGCGAUUUCGGGUACAUGUGGCAAGAUGACGUCAUACGAGUGACGUUUCACGUCGCCACCAUGAUGCCCAACAAGGAAACUGACCCCAACUGUCACCACAAAAAGCUGCACAUCGGCAACAAUUACGUCACCAUUGUUUACAACGAGAGCGGUGACGAUUACAAUAUUAACACCAUUAAGGGUCAAUUUAACUUUGCAGCUAUUGUAAUUCAACCCCUAGAUCAUAAUACAAACAGAGUUGUUGUAAAAGUGAAAGAUAAAUUGAAAAAUUUUAUUUCCAUAAGUGAACCAAAGUUGGUUUCCGAUCAAAAUGUGGCUAUUUUAGCAAGGCAGCUAGCUUUACAUUGUAAUUUGGCAUCUUUGGUGGUAAGUUCGCUAGAAAGGCACCAAACAGAUCCAUAUGCAUCAAACUGGUUGGAAAGACUGAGAAAAAUCAAGAAUGUUCGUAAUAAAAUAUUGCAAGAAAAGAAGAACGAAGAAAAUAUUUACUCCACCAUUGACUUACCAUCUUCCAAGAAACAAAUGGAAGACUUUACUGAUUAUACAUAAAAUUAUUAAUUAUUAUUGACGUUGUUUUUGCUUAAAUACAUAUAUCUCUAUAAAUUGCUUAAAAUUAAUACGCUUUUAAUUU